Drosophila albomicans is the source of this 649-nucleotide messenger RNA. Its product is annotated as ataxin-1. NCBI's taxonomy places the organism in Eukaryota, Metazoa, Arthropoda, Insecta, Diptera, Drosophilidae. The coding region runs from base 273 to 521 and encodes 82 amino acids. The record is from RefSeq and is a predicted model, not a curated record. The transcript is spliced from 2 exons.
AAGGUUGUCCGUGGCAAGAAAAUUGUGUAAAACUCAACCUCAACUAAUACAAAAUGCUAUGAAAUUCAAUUUGAAAUGCUUGAAAUAAUAUAACACAACAGCAGACAGAGUCUGUUCAAAGGAAACCAGAAAGUUUUACGUUUUGUGAAAAUUUUCGCUGUUAUACAUAAGAAAACGUUAUACAUACAUCUCGACAUAGUAUAUAUGCAUAUAUAUGUAUAUCUAUUGACUAUUUAGAGCUGCUACCAAAAGUUUUUGAAUAUAAAACGCGAAUGUGCGCUUUUGGUUAUUUAUUGUUUUUCGCUUUAUUGCUGACAACAAUUUUGGUGCUUUCGAUAAUACUUGCGACCUCCUCGAAGAGAUCCAUGAUGGAUAGUCUAAUACUAGUUUUCAAUUACACUCAGAAUGUGCAGCAGCUGCAGCAGCAACAACACGACGAAUUUCUACAGCAUCAGCAACAACAACAAGAACAACUCCAACAACAACAGCCACAGCAUCUAUAUAAGCCAAAAUUAUUUUGAGUUCUUGAUGUUUUAUUGUGUUUGACCCGCCCAUCAAUUGGACUUCACUGUGCGCGAGUGAAAGAAUUUCCGUUUGGACGUCAAAAAAACUGUGUGCGGCUUUAAAAAUUGAAUAUGCUGGCAAAAAA